Molecule: messenger RNA, 271 nt
Organism: Racocetra fulgida
Lineage: Eukaryota; Fungi; Glomeromycota; Glomeromycetes; Diversisporales; Gigasporaceae
Source: the annotation of a GenBank genome assembly
CUCUAGUAGUUCAGGAGCUACUAAUAACAAAGAUGAAAGUGAGGUUGAAGAUAAAUCAGUUAAAAGGAAAAGAGAUAGAUCGGUUAGUAAUAAGCUAUCUGACCUAAAGCCUGAUCUGACUAAACAAUGGGUUAGCCAAUCAUGGGACAUAAGGCAAAAGCUGAUUUUAGCUAUUACAAAAAAAUUACCAGGAUAUCCAACAAUAAAUGCUAAUCCAAAAUUAAAGGCCUACAAUCGCAUCAGAAUAGAGAAAAAUAGUAAGAUAAAUGAG